AUGUCGGCCUCUUCUUCGUAUAGGGAGGCUGAGCGAAGCUCGGAGCAGCCGAAGUCGAAGAAACCUGAGCCUCUGCCCCUCUCGAAUGGACCGAAAUUAGCAUCGCCGUUCCCUUCUCCCACCGAAGCCAAGCAGCCUGCGUCAAUCAACCAGACUUCACCAGCAGAGAAUUCCGGUGAAAAUGUGGACCCCGAAAAUCAGCAGCUGUCGAGGGAGGUUGACGGGGUACAAGGGGAUAAGGAGAAUCUGUGUCCAUCGAAAACACCGCAUAGCCCACCAAAAGAUAAACCGUCCUUGAGCACUCGAUUGCCGAACCGGUCGACGUACGAUCAGCCCCAGUCAUCGAGUCGUCAUCAACAUCAAUUGUCUAUUCCUGGAAUGUCUCCCCCGUCUCGUGCCCCCAGUGUACAAUUUCGAGACACUGAUAAUGAGGGCCUCGAAUUGCCCCAUUCCCGGCCCCAGUCACGACCGCAGUCCAGGCCGCCCUCCCGGCCGUCCUCCUUGUAUGGCGAAGAAGGAGAUCAGGCUCUGAAAGGGAAGCAGUCAUUGCUCACCAAGCUGAAAUCGCUCGCCGCAUCGCCCCCAUUUGCGUCACAUUCCCGAUCGGCGAGCGGAGCAACAAUCGAGAGGGGAGAAUUUCGCUUCCCUGAACCCUUGCCCGAAGAGGAUACCGAUGCCGAUGCCGAUGCCGAAGAGAGCGGCGGAGAACAGCGCGGUAGUCGGAAAAAGAGGAAAUUACCGCGGAAGAUGCGCCAGAAUGAGGAAGAGGACGUGUCCCGCACAGCGCCCACGACUCCCAAAACUACACGCCGACCGUCCUUUCAUUUGGCAUCCUCAUUUGCACCCUUUGAAAACUAUCGCUCUAAUCUCUUCCCCCGACGAGCAAGCACUACGGACUUUAUGCCUCAACAGCGGGAGGGCGUAUCCGAAGACGAAGGCCGUGAAAGGCUCAACCGACGGAUCAGGGGGCUUGGGCUAGUUCCCGCGGUCUUUCAUACAGUGGAAGACAACAAGAUGCACAAGACGAACAACGACCCAAGUAGUCUCGCAGCAACCUGGAGACGGCAUCGAAACGAACGGGGGACCAGUGCCAGUGCUCAGCGAUGGAGGCAGAUUAAAGCGGGCUUCAAGUUAAUCGGCCAGCGACGCAAACCAGACAACACUGUGGACAACAAGAAAUCAGCAGAGCUACUUGCUGAAUUGGCAUCUGCCGUUCCCGCUGCGUUAAUCUUAGCCAGUGCGUUCCAGCGGGAUGAGCACGGAAGCAAGAGGAUUCCGAUUCUCUUGGAGCAGCUGAAGGUUCGUGUUACAGACAGUCGCAUCGAUUCUCAUUCUGGCGAUCGCCACCUGGUGUUCCGUAUCGAAAUGGAGUAUGGGAGUGGUAUGACGCGAAUGAAAUGGAUCAUCUUUCGAACCCUGAGAGAUUUCGCCAACCUGCACUUGAAGUAUAAGCUUCAUCUUGGGACCCAGAAAUAUAUCCAGCUGCGAACUAGCGAAAACAGCCCCAGCAUUCCUCGCUUUCCUCGGAGCGCUUUCCCCUAUCUGCGCGGCGUGCGUGGCCUUGAGAGCGAGUUCGAGGAUGAGGACGAAGAUGGCGGAUACGAAACUGGCCCCGAGGCGAUGAGUGGAAACGAAAGGGCUGGAAAAAAGAGGAGACAGAGCCAGCAACACCAACGCCGGCCCUCAGCGCCCAUCGCUCGCCGAAAAUCCAGUGUGACCAAUCCCCAUGAUGGCGAGUCCGUCGCAGCUCCCUCAUCCACACACGAAGGAUUCCCCGGAGGCAAACGAGAAACAUAUCCAGAACGACAACGCAAGAAACUCGAGGUCUACUUGCAAAAUAUGAUUCGUUUCUUAAUAUUCCGAGCAGAUAGCAAUCGCCUGUGCAAGUUCCUCGAGUUGUCCGCUCUCGGGGUUCGUCUCGCAGCAGAAGGAAGUUAUCAUGGCAAGGAAGGUUUUCUGAUCAUCCAGUCGUCGAAGGGUCUUGAUUUCCGCAGGGCCCUGACCCCGUCUCUUAUCAAGAAGCGACACUCUCCCAAAUGGUUCCUGGUUCGGCACAGCUACGUUGUUUGCGUGGAUUCGCCCGAGGAGAUGAGCAUCUACGACGUCUUCUUAGUGGAUCCCUAUUUCAAGAUCCAAACACAGAAGAUCAGUCUCCGCAACCAAAAGCCCAAGGAUCUAGCCAAGUCAGCUAAGCAGUCCGCGAGACACCCUCAACACCACACUCUCCGGCUCGAAAACUCAGAGCGCAAGCUGAAAUUGCUAGCUCGAAACGAGCGUCAGCUUCAGCAAUUUGAGGACUCGAUCCGUUUUAUGGCCGCCAACACCCCGUGGGUGCGACCAAAUCGAUUUGAUAGUUUUGCUCCGGUACGACAGAAUUGCUUUGCGCAGUGGCUGGUCGACGCACGCGAUCAUAUGUGGGUUGUAUCGCGCGCAAUCAACCAGGCAAAGGAUGUAAUUUAUAUCCAUGACUGGUGGUUGAGCCCGGAGUUGUACAUGAGACGCCCUGCUGCCAUCAGUCAGAAAUGGCGAUUGGAUCGUCUCCUACAACAGAAAGCCCGAGAGGGCGUCAAGGUCUUUGUCAUUAUGUACCGCAACAUCAACUCGGCCAUUCCCAUUGAUUCAGAGUACUCCAAGUUCUCGCUUCUCGACCUUCAUCCCAACAUUUUCGUCCAACGGUCACCGAACCAGUUCCGCCAGAAUACCUUUUUCUGGGCCCACCACGAAAAGCUGUGUCUUAUCGAUCACACACUGGCCUUUGUCGGAGGCAUUGAUCUCUGUUUUGGGCGAUGGGACACCCCUCAGCAUCAACUGACUGACGACAAACCCACAGGCUUUGAAACCACUGACACAUCGAAGGAUGCAGACAACUGCCAGCUUUGGCCUGGCAAGGACUACUCCAACCCUCGGAUCCAGGAUUUCUAUGAUUUGGACAAGCCGUACGAGGAAAUGUAUGAUCGUAACGUCGUGCCGCGGAUGCCUUGGCAUGAUAUCUCGAUGCAUGUGGUGGGACAACCCGCCCGGGAUCUCACUCGGCAUUUUGUUCAGCGGUGGAACUAUAUCCUUCGCCAGCGGAAGCCUACACGACCUACUCCAUUCCUCUUGCCGCCACCAGACUUUGUUCCUGCUGACCUAGAAGCUCUGGGGCUGGACGGAACCUGCGAGGUGCAGAUCCUGCGCUCUAGCAGUAUGUGGUCGACGGGAACCCCUGAUGUGACCGAGCACAGCAUCAUGAAUGCCUACGUCAAGUUGAUCGAGGAGUCUGAACAUUUUGUCUACAUUGAGAACCAAUUCUUCAUCAGCACCUGCGAAAUUGAUGGCAGGAAGAUUGAGAAUUCCAUCGGAGAUGCUUUGGUGGAGCGCAUUGUCCGAGCGGCCAAGAAUGAGGAAGCAUGGCGCGCCGUUAUCGUCAUCCCGUUGAUGCCGGGUUUCCAGAAUACCGUGGAUAGUGAGGGCGGAACGAGUGUGCGUCUAAUUAUGCAGUGUCAGUACCGCAGCAUCUGCCGUGGGGAAACCUCGAUUUUUGGUCGCCUGCGUGCUCUGGGAAUUGAACCGGAGGACUAUAUCCAAUUCUUUAGUCUGCGGGCCUGGGGAAAGAUUGGGCCACACAAACAGCUGGUUACCGAGCAACUCUACAUCCAUGCAAAGUGCAUGGUCGUCGACGAUCGUGCCGCAAUCAUUGGAUCUGCAAACAUCAACGAGCGUUCCAUGCUGGGAUCGCGAGACUCGGAAGUUGCAUCGGUUGUUCGGGAUACGGACAUGAUCAUGUCUACCAUGAACGGCAAGCCCUAUCUUGUUGGGCGGUUCCCGCACACUCUGCGUAUGCGCUUGAUGAGGGAGCAUUUGGGAAUCGAUGUUGAUGAGCUUCUGGAGCAUGAUUUUGCCACCGAAGAAGAGCUUCGCAAGAUCCAGGUCGCAGAGAAAGAGGACCGCCCGGCCAACGAUCGAGAGCGACAUGGGUCAGAAUCCUCCGUCGCAGAGCGACAGGACGAGCGGGAAAUGAUAGAACGUCGGCAUCGCAUUCAAGACGAGUUCCUUUCUCGAUCGGAGGAGAUGCAUAGCUUCAAUCAUGAUGUCGACUGGGAGCAGGGUAACAACCCCAACCUCAAAUCCAACCGGAAGCUCACUGCCGACCCGCGAGUUACGGACAAUCCUGAUCACCAGAAGGAUGUGAAUGGGGAUGGCACCGACCACCUGAAAGCUGCCACUCAAGCCGGCUUGAGUGUCGCUCGGGAUUCGCAGAUGAUGAUGAAUGGUAGAGAAGCGUUGGUCUCUCCGAUCUCUUCGGAAGGCAAGGGCUCUAUAGAGCAGCCGUCGCCGCGCAAACCAUCUCGAGCAACAUCAGCCCGCAGGGAUACAAGACAAGAAUCUUCCACCGACACGCCGCGUGAUUCCGAGACCAACGGCCACCCGGAUAGCUCAUCGCAUGGUCAUGCUCCCUCGGGAUCGUCUAGCCGUGAAUCUGAGACCGGCAGUAGCGGCUUGAUUGUUUCCAAAGAGAAUCACGAUAUCUCCAAAUACCCGCCACUUGGCCCGGAAUUUAAACGGAUCUUCGUCGACAAACAUUGCAUGAGAGACCCGGUGAAUGACAGCUUCUACUUGGACACCUGGCAAGCUGUCGCUGAGAAGAAUACCAAAAUCUUUCGGUCAGUCUUUCGGUGCAUGCCCGAUAGCGAGGUCAAGAAUUGGAAAGAAUACAAGGAGUAUGCCGCGUAUGGGGAGCGCUUCGCAGAAAUGCAACAUCAGCAACGCAGCAAGGUGUUCCAAUCCCCGUCCCAGAGACAAAAUGGUCCUGGAGCUGGUUCCAGUACUACUGCCACAGUCAGCUCCCCGUCAUCCGUCGUGAGUCCAAAGACUGAAGGACCGACGGCAAACACCAAAACUCCUCAGACGAUUGAUGAAAAGGCCGAACUCGUUGCAUCCGGCGCCAUCCGAAACGAAUCCGAUCGUCCUCAGCCCGAACUUGUGAAGCAGGAGACGUUGUCUUCUAUCGAUGAGAAGUCCGCCCUCAGAGCGGCCUCAGACCCACAGCUGUUGAGUAGCACGCAGAAUCGACAUAGCGAAGAAAAUGGCCCUACCGGGGACGAUGCCGAGAAACCUCGAUCCAACUCGGCCCAUGUCGACUACUCCGAAGCCGUCAAUCUGAAUUCAACUUCUCAGUCACGGAGGCGAAGGCGAAGAAGAGCAACGACAAUUGGCUCCAAGCGAGACUUCCAUGCUUCCGACGAGGUAAUGGAUAUGCAACGCGCCGAGGAUCUUCUGAAUAAGGUCCAGGGCCACCUGAUUCUUUGGCCGUAUGAAUGGUGCGUUUUGAAUGCUGCUUGUCGUGGACAGGUUGGCGUGUAUACUGACAAUGUUUCACCACAGGCUUGA
This is a messenger RNA of Penicillium alfredii, 5370 nucleotides long. RefSeq names its product phospholipase D (gene pld3). The coding region runs from base 1 to 5370 and encodes 1789 amino acids. The record is from RefSeq and is a predicted model, not a curated record. The transcript has 3 exons. Lineage: Eukaryota; Fungi; Ascomycota; Eurotiomycetes; Eurotiales; Aspergillaceae. Gene Ontology annotation, biological process: cell motility. Gene Ontology annotation, molecular function: phosphatidylinositol binding; catalytic activity.